CUUAAACAUCAAAAAUUGAUUUGGGAAUCUUUAGCUGAAUUUGUGCACAAUUGUUUGUCUCUCACCUUUCACAAGUUUGUACGAAACCUGUUUCUUUUUUUUACUAUACGCGUAAUUUUAGAACUUGGUAGUUUUUUUUCGGUUCUUUUAUACUCAUAAUAUACCUCAUAAUAUACUCAUAAUAUACUCAUAUUUACGCGUUAAAACUUUGACUAACCUUUUAAACUUUUACCCGUCAGCAAAAUAUAUUUGAAAUGUCUACUUCAGAUCUACAAACUAAGUUUAAUGAUUCUGAUAAAGAAAACGCUAUGGACGACCGAUACGAAGAACAAGAGAGUGACGAUUCAAUUGUAUAUUCUGCAAAAAUCGAUGAAAUUCUUGGGUGUAAAACAUAUAACCCGGAUCAGAGUAAAGACGAGAAACGUUGGUUACGAAAGGAGUACAGAAAUCUUAUAAAUACUACGGAAGAGAAUAGACUUGAAUACUUAAGACCUGAAUCGGAAGGUCUUAUACAAAAUAUUAGGAAAGCAAACAGCUUAAAUAGAAAAGUAAAGAAUACGCACGAAGCAACUCUUGAUGCGCGUCUUUUAGUAUUGACUUGUAAUCUGGGAGUUCAAAGAGCUCGUCGUAUGAAAUUAGACAAUAAUUCUUUUGACAUUGAUAGUUAUAUAUCAAAAUUAAUUACAUUUAUGGGAGGCAGACAAAUGGAUAAUGAUAGUGAUGAGCACUUGGAAUUGAAUUGGGAAGCUGUUGGAAGAUUAGCCUCUCGAUUUACAAAUCGAGUACCGACAAGUGACUUUAUGCUCGGACCUCUUUCUAUUGAAACAAAAGAACGCGAAAAAAAAAUACGACAUUCCUUGAAUAAAGAUAAAAAUUCCUUGAAAGAGCCUGAACAGUUAAAAGAAAAAGACAUCGAAAGGCAGGAAAAUGAGACGACAAGAAAUGUUAAAAUGGUUUUUGACAUUUUAGGAGAAAACCAACCGAUAAAUUUCUUUGAAUUUAUCAUUAAUCCUGAAUCAUUUGGUCAAACUGUCGAGAAUCUAUUUUAUUUAUCGUUUUUGAUACGUGAUGGUAAAGUAAGCAUAGACGAUGAUUCCGGACAACCGAUACUUAUGUUAUGUCAACCACCGACCUCUGAGAAUUACGCGGAAGGUUUGAUCAAAAAGCAGUUAGUAAUGGAAAUUGAUAUGAACAUGUGGCAGGAACUUAUUGAAGUAUAUGAAAUUAAUGAAUCGGUUAUUCCAACACGAGUCAGUCACAAACAAACUAAUGGAAGAUGGUUAGGGUAAAGAAAAAAGGAUAUACGAUAAAUUCGAGAUUAUAAAAGGCAAGCUUGUGUCGUUACAAUUCAAAAUUUUUCUUUUUACCCGACCAAAUACAAAAGUUUAAGGUAAGAUUAGUCUUUAAAUCGUUGGUUCUUGUAAAUAUAAUAGGUAAGUAUUAAUUGGGCAAGCUAAUGUUAUAAUAAUAUAAUAAAGAGUUACGUUUUAAAAUCACAAAUUGUAUAAUAAAUUUUCAAUGGGCUUAUUUAAUAGAAAAUCAUUACUCUAGCACAAUUAGUCUCUUACAAAGAAUUUUAUCCGGCCAUUCAGAUUCAGUGAGAUAUUGUUCUACCUUAAUAUAUUAUAAAUAUAUUGUACAUUCAAAAAAAAAAAAUAUAUUAAAUAAA
Molecule: messenger RNA, 1669 nt
Organism: Rhizophagus irregularis DAOM 181602=DAOM 197198
Lineage: Eukaryota; Fungi; Glomeromycota; Glomeromycetes; Glomerales; Glomeraceae
Biological process (GO): DNA repair
Cellular component (GO): Smc5-Smc6 complex; nucleus
Source: RefSeq, a predicted model, not a curated record